Molecule: messenger RNA, 2406 nt
Organism: Dacryopinax primogenitus
Lineage: Eukaryota; Fungi; Basidiomycota; Dacrymycetes; Dacrymycetales; Dacrymycetaceae
Product: acetyl-CoA synthetase-like protein
Exons: 11
Coding region: 1-1650 (549 amino acids)
Biological process (GO): fatty acid metabolic process
Molecular function (GO): medium-chain fatty acid-CoA ligase activity
Source: RefSeq, a predicted model, not a curated record
AUGCAUGAACGUGCGGACCAGUACGGCGCCAAGAUUCAGGGAUCGAGCGACAAGCGUCUGAGAUGGACGUAUGGAGAGAUGGACCGUGCGAUUGACGCACUCGCCAAGGGCCUGGUCGCUAUGGGUGUGACCAAGGGAGACAGGGUCGGUGCUGUGUUGCCCAACUGCAGUGCAUACGCAUUGCUCCAGUGGGCCACCGCACGAAUCGGUGCCAUCCUCGUCACUUUCAACCCGCAGUACAAGACACACGAGCUCCUUGCGGCACUGAAUCUCACCACCAGUAAGGCACUCUUCAUUACCCCCUAUCUGAAGAAGGUGCACUUCCUCCAAACGUUGAUCGAGGCCCUCCCGUCCUACAAGCUUGACUCACUGCGACAGCACGAGCUUGCCGAACCUGCUUUACCCGCUCUGCGCUCCCUCGUUCUUGUCGACAAUCUACACGAUCCCGAUGAGGACGGUCUGGAGGCGAGUGAGGUCAAGAGGUUGGAAGCAAGUAAUACCAAGGAUGAAGUCAUUAACCUGCAGUUCACGAGCGGAACGACCGGCUUGCCAAAAGCUGUUUCGCUCACCCAUUUCAAUCUCCUCAACAAUGGGCGAUACAUAGGUGACUGUAUGCGCCUUACUCCCGCGGAUCGACUUUGCAACGUACCGCCUCUAUUCCACUGUUUCGGACUUGUUCUUGGAAACCUCGCUGCUUGGACACACGGGAGUACGAUUAUAUACCCGUCGGGAUUCUUCGACCCUCGUGCAAUCCUUGAUACCGUAGAAGCGGAAAAAUGCACAGCUUUGCAUGGCGUGCCAACACAUUUCCUCGGUGUACUCGGUGAACUCGAGACGGGAGGUAAGAAGUGGGAUACUAGCACACUCAGGACCGGGAUUGCUGCUGGCUCCCCUAUUCCUAUCGAGCUCAUGAAAGAGCUGAUCGAGAACCUGGCACUGACAGAGGUUACGAUUGCCUAUGGGAUGACCGAGACUAGUCCGGUCUCGUUUCAGACCCGUACGGAUGAUCCACUCACCAAGCGUGCCGAAACUGUCGGUCGUAUCAUGCCCCAGACCAAGGCAAAAAUCGUGGAUGAACAUGGCAACAUCGUUCGCCUGGGCGAACAUGGCGAACUCUGCGUUGCUGGCUAUCUCGUGCAGAAGGGCUAUUGGGAAGACCAGGAACAAACGGACCGGGUUUUGAAACGACAUCCUGGAGAUCCGGAUACCUUGUGGAUGAUGACCGGUGAUGUAGCCAGCAUGGAUGCCGAGGGUUAUCUACAGAUCGUGGGCAGGAUCAAGGACAUCAUCAUACGCGGAGGAGAGAAUCUCUUCCCUGUCCAAAUUGAGAACUGCUUGACUGAUCAUCAUGCCAUCCGAGAGGCGGCGGUCGUCUCUGUGCCCGAUUCCAAAUACGUCGAAGUUCCAGGGGCGUGGGUUGUAAGAUCGAAUCCAAAACAUCCAGGAGCUGUGCACUUGUCUGCCAAAGACGUACGCAAAGUGGUGUUUGACGGUAUGAAUCGCCAAAAUGCUCCUGACUAUGUGUGGUUUCUGGGCGAAGAUGGUGUACCUGGUGAACUCCCCAAGACCGCAAGCGGGAAGGUUAUGAAGCACGUUCUACGCAAAUGGAGCAAAAACCUUGCGGAGAAGGGCAUUGGGCGUGUUGUGUAAGAUUGCGCAACCGCGUGACAGAUUGAUUGGCAAAUUCCAGGCUUGUAUCAUUAACAUCUCCAUCAGUUGUGUGCGGUAUAUAGGAGAAUAUCUCAGGUUCCAGUCAGAUAUUUGGAGCAGUUCGAAUUAGCUUUGACUUCCCAUUUGGAUGGUGGAGCCGCACUUCUCCGGGCCGACGAGAAGCUUGAGAAUAUCGCCGAAAGGGUAAUGGGAAUCAUCAUCGUCAUUCGAAUGCGGAAAGGUCGGAAGUGCCUACAAGAAGGCGGCAGAGGCAUUCGCCGUUCAGGUGACCUGUUCGUUCAAUGAAGAAUGCGAGACCUUGUGCAGGGGAAGUUGGACCAUCUCCUUCUCCCAAGUAGACCGGCCUAAUGAUACACAAUGGGGCUUUACUUGGUUGCGAGAGGUACAUUGGAACCUAAACGGCGGAGAUAGGUACAGAGUGUGCGCUCGUAGUGGAGCAACCAUAAUCGUGCUAAACGGCGCGAAAAUUGCAAUACUCUCCUCAACUGACGCGAUUACUGCACCCAGUUCUCGUGCAAUCACAGGAGCAGCAAGUGCGAUUGACUCACCUACUCGCUGCAUAGAUCCCCCGAAUCUCUGUUCUUGGUUCUCUUCAUUCGCGUUCCCUCCCUCGAAGGUCUUCAUUCUUUCCUGCAAAGGCAUCCUCCACCACAAACAUGUCGUUCGGUCGAUGCGUCUUCCAUUGAAUCCUGUCUUGCAGGAAAAUCCAGGACCCAGAAGUAGCUCGCCCAUUGG